GGCAGCCGCAGACCGGCGUCCCAGCAGGACCAUUGGCUGCUGCUCCUCUUUGAGCCUGGCUCGUCCGCGCCCCGCGAUGGAGCAGCACGCCCGCCAGGAGCGCCAGCUGCCAAGCUCUGCUCACCAGAUAGAAACAGAUGACAGAACAGCCUUGGUUUGUAAACCUAGGACUAAAGGAGGAAACAGUGAUCUCCCAUCAGCUGGUUUUAAUGUUAUCAACUCUAUCAUAGGAUCGGGAAUAAUAGGAUUGCCUUAUUCAAUGAAAGAAGCUGGUUUUCCAUUAGGAGUAUUGCUUUUAGUUGGUGUUGCCUAUAUCACAGAUUAUUCCAUUAUAUUACUGAUUAAAGGAGGAAACCUCUCUGGUACAAACAGCUACCAAGAACUGGUCAAUAAAUCGUAUGGUUUUAUAGGAUACCUAAUUCUCUCAAUACUACAGUUUUUAUAUCCAUUUAUUGCCAUGAUUAGUUACAACAUAAUAACAGGAGACACUUUGACUAAAGUUUUUCAAACAAUUCCUGGAGUUGGUCCAGAUAACUUACUUACUUACCGCCAAGUCAUUAUUCUAUGUAUUACUAUCAUCUUUACCCUGCCUAUGUCUCUCUAUCGUGACAUAGCAAAACUGGCAAAGGUAUCUUUUAUUUCUCUGAUUUUAACAACUGUAAUCCUGAUCAUUGUGAUGAUAAGGACAGCUACCCUUAGCCCACUGGUACCCAAAACAGAGAAUGCCUGGAUAUUUGCAAAGUCUAAUGCAAUACAAGCCAUUGGGGUGAUGUCAUUUGCAUUCGUUUGCCAUCAUAACAGCUUUUUAAUCUAUGGCUCUUUGGAAGAACCCACUCUGAGUAACUGGUCUCGCAUCACUCAUUUGUCUGUCUCACUCGCUCUGUUUGUCAGUGUGGUGUUUGCUGUAUGUGGAUAUGUGACAUUUACUGGCUACACAGAAGGAGAUAUAUUUGAAAACUAUUGCAGAGACGAUGAUCUUGCUACAUUUGGAAGGUUUUGCUAUGGAGUCACUAUAAUCCUGACUUUCCCCAUUGAAUGUUUUGUAACUAGAGAAGUAAUUGCCAAUGUGUUUUUCAGUGGGACCCUUACCACCAUUCUCCAUGUUGCUGUGACAGUAAUUGUUGUUGCUGUAGCCACAAGCAUCUCUUUAGUGUAUGAUUGCCUUGGAAUAGUUUUAGAGCUGAACGGGAUUCUCAGUGCUACUCCACUUGUUUUUAUCAUCCCAACAGCAUGUUAUCUGAAGCUGUCUGAAGAGCGAUGGAACCAUUCAGAUAACCUCAUAUCCGGCCUGAUUCUUACUGUUGGUGUGUUACUGAUGACAGUUGGAUUUGUUAUGACUAUCUUGCAUCCCCAAGAAUGUAGCCAUGGAAAAGAAAUGGUCUACUGCUUCCCUAAUAAUGCCUCUCUUUACAACAGUACCCUUCCACCUUUUUAGCCAAUUUGCCAGUCCUGAGUCUAAAGGGCCUGUCAUCAAUUCAUAAUAGUAUAAAUAUGGCUGGGACAGAGUCCUCUUAUGUUUUCAUACUGACUAAGAAUCUUAAACUGUACAACUAUAUUUGUGUAUCGUGUUUUAUGCUAUUGUCUUUUUCUAGAUGAGAAUUAAGCUUUGACUUUUAAGAUUGCAUUGCAUCAAACCUGACUCUUCAGUAGAGUCUCACUAAAUUGGAUGAAUAACUCGAAAACCAAUUGCUAAGGAUGUAAUUUAGCAAAUUUGCAAAUUAGUAAUCAAAUACAAUUAAAAAACAUAGAUUAGGCAUCUCAAAGUGUACUUUCUCUAGUCAUUUAACAAAUGGAGUUUUAAUUACUUUUGAUAACUCUUCACAGAAUACUAGUAAACAUACUCUAGUAUAUUUUCUAAAAGUCCUGAAACUGUAUUAUUAAGAGACCUAACCAUACCAUUCUGCUAUUAAAUCUUUGCUGAGAAGUGGGGAUAGCCCCACUUCUAUAGUAGUGUAUCUGGCUUAGAGUGAAAAUCACCUUGGUGCAGAGGACCAAUACAAAUGUAAGACCUGUGCAUUUAAAUAGGGUUUAAGUGGGACUUUUAUUGUGCAGAGGACCAACACAGUCUGUGCACAAGUGCAGUUUUACUCAUUGAAUAGUGAAUUACAAGGUUGUUUGCUGUGUUUUUAUUAAAAGGAUUUUAUAUGAAUAAAAUAGCAUUGGUAUUUUUUAAAAUGAUUGACAAUAUAGUCUGCUUUAAAAUCGUUACUAUGAGAUUGACAGAAUAGAAAUUGUAGUUUACAGGAAUCAUAAUUUACCUUAAAUUCAUAAGUGAACUUAUUGCUUAUGAAACCCGAUGGUGAUAAUGCUGUAAUUUGAGCAGGUGCUGUCUGAUCUUCCCCAUGGAUUUCUGCCAGUGAACUUAAAUCUCAAAUUCCAUGUCUCUCUUCAGUACGUUCCAUUUGUUCAGCAGAACUCUACCCCAUCUGAAACAAAUGGCAGAAUCAUAUAAAUGCCCAAGCUCACUUUCAUUUAGAGGAUUUAUAUCAAGGUCUACAGAAGACUAGUGAACUAGGAAGUCACAUGUAAAUAAUGUGAAGGGUGGGCCUGGCUCCCCAUUUUAUUGCUGAGCGCUUGUUUUGCAUCCAGAUCAAAUGGUUUGAUCACCUGCUUGGCUGAAUCUCUGUUUUCAUUAUCUUAAGGUCUUUAUGCUACCUCAGCCAGAGAUGCUUUGAUACUGCUCAACAUUUUCAAACCUGCAUGCAUAAGUUAGGUUUCGAAAUCCAUAUCUAGAAAGCUAAACAGGAGUGGUCUGAUUUUCAGAAUUGCUGAGUCCACCUGCAAGUCCCAUUGACUUCAAAAGAAAACUUCUGGUCAGGAUGUAGGACCUGAGGGCAUGGCUACACUUGCAAGUUAGAGCGCAUUAAAGCAGCCCCAGGUGCCAUAACUCACGACCCGUCCACACUGGCAAGGCACUUAGAGUGCCUGGACUCUGCAGCUGGAGUGCUCCUGGUAAUCCACCUCCACGAGAAGUUUAACACUUGGUGCGCCUUGGCUGAAACGCCCAGGCGUCAGUGUGAACGAGGUGUUGCAUUACUGCGCUGUGAUCAGCCUCCAGAAAUGUCCCAUAAUCCCCUUAAGUCAAGUGGCCACUCUUGUCAUUGUUUGGAAUUGCUGCAGGAAUGCGGAUAUUCCCUUUCAAACCUCCGUUUCUGAAA
Messenger RNA from Trachemys scripta elegans, 3158 nucleotides. RefSeq names its product solute carrier family 38 member 11 (gene SLC38A11). The transcript is spliced from 12 exons. NCBI's taxonomy places the organism in Eukaryota, Metazoa, Chordata, Testudines, Emydidae. The coding region runs from base 77 to 1435 and encodes 452 amino acids. Gene Ontology annotation, molecular function: amino acid transmembrane transporter activity. The record is from RefSeq and is a predicted model, not a curated record. Gene Ontology annotation, biological process: amino acid transmembrane transport.